This is a messenger RNA of Punctularia strigosozonata HHB-11173 SS5, 645 nucleotides long. RefSeq lists its product as uncharacterized. The transcript is spliced from 7 exons. The coding region runs from base 1 to 645 and encodes 214 amino acids. Lineage: Eukaryota; Fungi; Basidiomycota; Agaricomycetes; Corticiales; Punctulariaceae. The record is from RefSeq and is a predicted model, not a curated record. Gene Ontology annotation, molecular function: ubiquitin protein ligase activity; zinc ion binding.
AUGGUCGAUCGUCGUCGGGAGGGAGAACAGCUCCGCGAAGAGUUCAGCGUGCUCGGGUCCACGGGCAACGUAUACACCGUCGUGAUCGACAAAGAGCCGUCCUGCAAUUGCCCUGAUGCACAGAAAGGACAUACAUGCAAACACGUCCUCUUCGUGUUCCUCAAAGGUACUGCCAGUAUCUUCCUCAUAUUCGCCAGCGCGCCCGCGGCCCCACAUGCCGUCGCCCACGCCCGCGUCCGCCAGGCGUAUCUGCAAGCGACCGGCAGAUCCACCACCACCGCGGCGGAUGCGGACGAGGCCAGCAGCGCGAAGAAAAAGCGCCUCCCCGAAGCGGGCGACGACUGCCCGAUCUGCUACGAGACGAUGCACGGCGUCGCCGAGGCCACGCUCUCCUUCUGCGACGAGUGCGGAAAGGGUAUCCACAAGGAGUGCUUCCAGCAGUGGGCGAAACGGUCGAGCACCGUGACCUGCGUCUGGUGCCGAGCCGCAUGGAUCCGGCCUGGAGCAUCUUCCGCCGGGCCACGCUCGGGCGGAGGAUACGUGAACCUCGCCGCCGUCGCGGGCGUCAGUCCCGUACGCGACACCAGUUCAUAUUUCCACGGCAGGCCGGGCUACCGUCACAACUACGACUACCAAGACGACUGA